GUGCCAGCUCAAGUUGCCGACGUUCUACAAAGCCUCCAGAGACCACGUAGAGGACGCGUGCACCAUCGACCGCCGCGUCGGGGCCAUCCACGACAAGAGCUACGACUUGGUCAAUUUGCGGUCCAAGCUCUUCCAGAAAAAGUGCGACUACGAGAACAAGUGCCUUGACCAGCUCGUCGUGUACAGAUGCUGCGCCAAGAGCGACCGCGUGCCGACGAUGGUGCAUCACCACAUCCGCAUUCGCGGUGAGCACGGCGUGGACAGCGAGGAGGGCAAGUGCAGGGACGCGAAGGGCUACAGCAUC
This is a messenger RNA of Prorocentrum cordatum, 304 nucleotides long. NCBI's taxonomy places the organism in Eukaryota, Dinophyceae, Prorocentrales, Prorocentraceae. The record is from the annotation of a GenBank genome assembly.